AAAGAUUAGAAUUGAGGAAGAGAACAGAAAAGGUUUACUUUUGUUGUCCCCACCAAAUCAUAGCUGUUUUACUUCCCCUUGUUUCGCCACUUUGCAACAGCCAAAUUCUUUGUUCAGACAACAACAAUCCCACCACCAAAUUUUGAUCCAUUGAAUCCUAACCUAGUUCAUUUCCCUAAGUUCUUUAAUAUGGGAUAUGGUCAUGUUUGUGAUGGUGCAAAAAGGCCUAAUGUGCGGAGAAAUGGUGAAUUUGGUUUCGAUUUUGCAAUCCCAAAUGGUUUGCAAACUAGAUCUCAGCGAUUUCCGCAACCACCUUCUUUUUCAUCUAUGACGAAGAUGGCCGGCGCCGGCGUGAAGAGAUCACACCCGUUUGGUAUGGAAUCUCUGCCAGCACCAGCAAUGAAGUUUAAGCGUACUCCCGUUUUCUGCGAUAUCAGAGGAGAAGAUCCUUCAAAAUCAACUGCUCCAUCGGAACCGAACCGCUAUGAGGUAAAGUCAACAGAAAACAUGCGGCUAACUGGUGAUUUUCUCAAGCUGGCUCCUCCUGCAACUCAUUUGGGCUCACAACCAUCUGCGUUUGCUGAAUCUAGUUUCGGAAGUCGUUUCGAUGACAAAGGAACUAUCCAUGGGCAGCCACCUUUACUUAGCCUUUUUCCAGCACCAAAUAAGGAGAUUGUCCAAAAUGAUCAAAACUCUUCAUAUAGCCGGAAAGGUAAUAUGGAAGAAAAAGUUGAUCUCAGAUUGAAGCUUUAA
This is a messenger RNA of Oldenlandia corymbosa var. corymbosa, 753 nucleotides long. NCBI's taxonomy places the organism in Eukaryota, Viridiplantae, Streptophyta, Magnoliopsida, Gentianales, Rubiaceae. The record is from the annotation of a GenBank genome assembly.